UUCAUUCAUUCUCCUUCCCUUGUUUGGAUCAAAACUUUGUAUUUUGUGCCUGAAAUAUACUAGCUUGCUGCGGAGGUUUAUGAACAUCAAAUUGCAAUCUAAAAUAAAUUUCUCUAAUUCGCGCCAAAAUGGGACUAAAUGGAUGUUGUGGUGUUAUAAAAUAUUUGGUGAUUUUGAUGAACUUGUUGUUCUGGAUCAUAGGAUUGGCAAUAAUUUCACUCGCGAUAUGGAUGUUGACCGAUCCUACUUUUUUGAUCUCGAUGACACAAAAUGAAAAGAACUAUUUCAUUGGACUGUAUAUUUUUUUGGUUGUCGGUGGACUUAUGUUGACGAUUGCACUGCUUGGAUGUUGUGGGGCCUACAAAGAAUCCCAAUGUAUGCUGUUCUCUUUCUUCAGCUGUUUGUUGAUAGUCUUAGUUGCCGAAGUGGCUGCAGGCGCAUGGUCUUAUCAUAAUUCGGAAAAGCUAGAAACUUUUGUACGCGCUGCCGUGAAAGAAGCGGUACAAGAUGAGUAUUCUGUAGUAGCCAGCCGGACCACCGCGCUCGAUUCCAUACAAAAAUAUUUCCAUUGCUGUGGAGCCGAGGGUCCAAAUGAUUGGCAAAGCAGUGUGUACAACAAUGCGGAUCGAUCCUCAUUUCUGAAUAUUGCGAUUUCCAAACUGAAUAUUGCUUAUAAGGUGCCAAAAACGUGCUGCGUCGACAAAUUGUCUGCGGAACAAUGCAAUUCGGCUCGCCAAAUAGGGAUAAUCACAUCGAUAGCCAGUCCUGUCAUAUAUACCGACGGAUGCAUGGAAAAGCUUGUCGACGAAAUCAAGAAAAACAUAAAGCUAGUAUACAUAUUCGGCGCCGGAAUCAUUGGAAUUGAAAUUCUAGCCAUCAUCUUCGCUCUUUUCUUGUGUUGUGCCAUCCGAAGAAACAACAGUUACAAAAACUAAAUGCACAAGUUGUAUGUGAAGCCAUGCCCACAAAGUAUUUUUUAGAUAAUAAGACAUAUUUUGAUCGAGAAGUAAUUGUCGUUUAGAAGAAGAAAAAUUAUGCGGUGCUGUUCAAAACAAUGGCAGCGGCUAGGGUGGUCGCUAAAUAUAUUUCUUUUAUUCCAAUAUUAUUUUGGUUUACAAUAUAUUCAAUGAUGUAACCAAAGUAUUCCGGUUAACACAGCGAAAAGUGAUUUUUUUUCUUUAUUUUCAACAUAACCAUUAUUUUUGAAGCGUACAGCACAAACCCUGCAGUUUUUUUCCCGAGAGAACAUGACGCUAAAUUGACACAACUCUUCAAAUUAACUGUCAACGAGUCACGCGACAUGAUGUUACCAUAGCUUUGCAAUUAUUGUGGACAGCACUGUAUCACACCGAAAAGCACACUCAUGAACAUGUUCUUCGAAUUGAAGAAAGUACUUAUAAAAAGCUUUGCACUUUUUACGAUCUGAAGUGGAAUCUGUAGCCAAAAAGAUACUCUUAUAUGUUUAUGAUAAUAAAAAUGUUUUAACAUGUCCAAAUUUUGCGAUAUUUGAUUUAAUUUUCUAUAAACCGAUUAAAUACUACCAAAUGUAUGCUUUUAACGGACCGUAAUUUUAUUUUUUAAUUAAUUCCCACAAACAAUCGCAUUCGAAUCGAAUUGUUAAUCCUUGAUAUUGUUUUAUGCAGAAUAUAAUCGUAAAGAAUAGUUAUAAAGCUAGUACAUUACGAGACGGGUCUAUGGUACUAGGUGAGGCCGUUUCGUCACUAAGUUGGUUAGGGGAGCGGUAUAUGAAAACAGCACGGAAGAAAGUAGAAGGGGAAUUUUUUGCUUGUAGCGUAAAAGAGACAGACUGAUCACGAGCGAGCUUCGGCAAUAGCGUAUUGUGUUUUGUUUACAAACAAAACACAGUAGACUUCCAAGAUGGCUGAAGAGUGGUUUUAGCCAAGACGGGUCUAUGGUACUAGGUGAGGCCGUUUCGUCACUAAGUGUGAUAGGGGAGUGGUAUAUGAAAACAGUACGGAAGAAAGCAGAAGGGGAAUUAUUUCCUUAAUACGUGAAAGAGACAGACUGAUCACAAGCGAGCUUGGGCACAAGCGUAUUGUGUUUUGUUUACAAACAAAACACAGUAGACUUCCAAGAUGGCUGAAGAGUGGUUUUAGCAAGUUGGCCCACCUUAGUAUAUACUUCUAGGCGCCUUGGUACAUUAUCUGGGAACAUUCGGGUUGUCAUUGCAACAUAACCACAAAUAAUAUAUGCACAAAUAUGACAUAUAUGUACAACAAAAAAACAAUACACAUACAUAUAGUUUAUACGUAAACGGGUAGAACAUUAAGAUCUAAAUUUCAUUGUUAAAUGUCUGGAGAACAGAAACAUGCAUACGCAUAAUACAUAUAAUGUUGUAAAUGCUACUAUCAAUACAUCGUUGUUCGUUUGAUCUUAACUUCAUUCUGACUGAAUGCACAAGCUCUCCAAAUUGUGAAUAUACUGAUAUUUUGAUUGAUCAUUGAUUACUUUUUCAAACUGCCCAAACGAUCUAAUAAUAUUAUUUUGGCGCAAAAAUUGCCGAAUAAAUAAAAACGAAUAUUGCCAAAUAUAUUUUAAAUUAAGAACGGAUGGUGUAAUUGUAAAAUGAGUAACUGUAAGACCAAUUGAAUAUUUCACGGCAACUUGAAAUUCGAACAUGUGUUUACCUUCUUCUUGAUUAUUAAUAUCGUUGAGAAACUUAAAGUACAGAGAAAUGGAUGCAUAAGUAACCACUAUUUAUUAAUACUAUUUUCUAUAAUCGAUAAUAAAAAUUGCGGGAUCAUGAAGAACCAAC
This is a messenger RNA of Toxorhynchites rutilus septentrionalis, 2776 nucleotides long. Its product is annotated as tetraspanin-2. The record is from RefSeq and is a predicted model, not a curated record. Gene Ontology annotation, cellular component: membrane. The transcript is spliced from 5 exons. NCBI's taxonomy places the organism in Eukaryota, Metazoa, Arthropoda, Insecta, Diptera, Culicidae. Bases 129 to 935 code for a protein of 268 amino acids.